This is a messenger RNA of Epinephelus moara (kelp grouper), 2672 nucleotides long. It is a transcript of the gene cpa6, whose product is annotated as carboxypeptidase A6. Gene Ontology annotation, biological process: proteolysis. The transcript is spliced from 11 exons. Lineage: Eukaryota; Metazoa; Chordata; Actinopteri; Perciformes; Serranidae. Gene Ontology annotation, molecular function: metallocarboxypeptidase activity; zinc ion binding. Bases 374 to 1717 code for a protein of 447 amino acids. The record is from RefSeq and is a predicted model, not a curated record.
CUCACUGUGGAACACCCCCCCAGCACACAGUGCGCACCAGUCAUCAGGGAUCCAGUUACCAACUUCGCCGACACCGGCCCACGUGACUCAGGUCCUCCUCAUUUUAAAAAGAGCUGCUACCCUGCAAUUCCCUCCACAGCUUCAAAGAGGUGGUAAAUGCUUCCCCCUGUGCCAGAUGACCGACCUUCGCACCUUUUGCACCUUCUGUGUCAGAGGGACAUCCACGGGAGCGCGCACCGCGACCAAAAAGUGACUUUAGCUUAUGGUGCGACUGGACUGUGUCCUCUGAGUUUCAUUUCUUCUCUGAUAAGUUGGCGUGCAUCCUGCAAAGUAGCCCAGUCGGUGUCUUCCGUCUUUGAUCUGCUGGCCAAGGAUGGUACUGGAUCAUAAGAGCGCAUUUCGCGCCUCCGUUUUGCUGGCGUGUGUGAUAAUCUGCAGUAACGUGCUAGGUCCCGUCGGUGCCUAUCUCUACAACAACCGCUACGCAGGUGAUCAAGUCUUCAGGAUAACCCCGAGUAAUGACGAGGAGGACCAAGUGCUCAAGAACAUUCUGGGACACAUGAAGGUGGACUUCUGGCAGCCCAACAGUGCCACUCUAAUCUGUCAAAAUGUCACUGUGGACGUCCAUGUGAAACGCAAUGACACACGAGGCUUACGUGCACGCUUAAAGCAGGAGCAUAUUGAUUAUCGGGUGUUUAUCUCCAAUCUGCAGAAGGAAAUUGAAAAGCAGACGGGAUAUCGCUCCUCUCGCAAGCGGAGGUCAGAGUCUCAGUAUGACUACGAGGUUUACCACUCACUGGAAGAGAUCCAGAGCUGGAUGUUUGAGAUGAACAGAACCAACUCUGACUUGGUUGACAUGUUCUCCAUCGGGAAGUCGUACGAGGGAAGACCGCUUUAUGUGCUUCAGAUAGGAAAGAGAAGUCGUCAUCAGAAGAAAGCUGUUUGGAUCGACUGUGGCGUCCACGCCAGGGAGUGGAUAGGACCUGCCUUCUGCCAGUGGUUUGUCAAAGAGGCCAUCAACUCAUACCAGCAUGACUCGGUGAUGAGACGACUGCUGAACCAGCUCAACUUCUACAUCAUGCCUGUCUUCAACGUGGAUGGAUAUCACUUCAGCUGGACCACGGAUCGGUUCUGGAGGAAAACACGAUCCAAAAACCACAAGUUCCACUGCAGAGGAGUGGAUGCUAACAGAAACUGGAAAGUCAAAUGGUGUGAGGAAGGUGCCUCUUCUCAUCCCUGUGAUGACACGUACUGUGGUCCCUUCCCUGAGUCUGAACCUGAAGUCAAGGCCGUCGCCAAGUUCUUACGCAAGCACAAGAAGCGCGUCAAAGCCUAUAUAUCCAUCCACGCCUACGCCCAAAUGCUGCUUUAUCCCUAUUCCUACAAGUAUGCCACUAUCCCCAACUUCAACUGCGUGGAGUUGGCAGCUCAUAACGCAGUGACAGCCUUGUACUCUGCCUAUGGAGUGAGGUACAGAUAUGGACCUGCCUCCACAACCCUGUAUGUCAGUUCAGGCAGCUCUAUAGACUGGGCCUACAGAAACGGGAUCCCAUACGCGUUUGCAUUUGAGUUGAGGGACACAGGAUACUUCGGCUUUCUCCUGCCUGAGUCCCUGAUCAACCCGACCUGCACUGAGACUAUGCGGGCAGUGAAGGCCAUUGCAUCAGGUCUGCUUAAGAAGUGUGAAACAGACCGGGACAGAUUUCCAUAUAUAUGAGCGCACUGUGGGUCCCCGGAGCUCCACCAUCACAGUUACUUAUCUCAACACCUCAUAUUCCUCCGAGAUUUCAUAUUCCUCCAAGAUAUUAUCAGGUGAGGAGCUGAGGAGGAGCAGCAAAGUAUGAAUUUUAAUUUGCCUUUCUCGUGUUUGGGGUUGUGAACCGUAUUUUCCUUUACUGAUGAAAUAUGAUCUGAUGGUGGCGGGUGUCAAUAACCAUGAAUCUAAUUAGUGACCAGCCUGUUUACAUAGAUCAUUACGUGUCCAAAGUCAGUGUCCUGAGCUCGAAUCCUUUCUAGCAUGUAAUCCUCUACACCUUCCCCAAAUUCUUAAUUGCUCUCGACUUACAAAAAUUAUUAAUAAUGCACACUUUUCCACGACAUAAGCUGAAUGGUGGUCACGUGAGCACUUGUCACAAUACAACAGCACUUUCCUCUAAAGAGACAGCUCAGAUUUUAAUGUCUUCCAAAAUCACAAGAACUGUUUUUAUUCGGGUUGCUUUUUAUUUUUUAAAUAGUCCUACCAAGUGCCAGUAUCUUAAUAUUAAAUGCCUUUAUUACUGCAACAUUGUUGGUGUAUAUGAUAUGCUAUCAUCUGACAAUCUUGGAUUUUUUUUUUUUUGUUCGAUUUCUUUUUCAUUUGGUUCAGACUGAGAUUUGGAUUAAAUGACCUGUCACUGCAGCAGCUCACUGUGUCAUCACUCAGGUACGGAUCAAUGACAGAGUCAGAAAUGUUUACUUUUGACAGCUUAUGUGCUUAAUAAGAGAUUCUAAUAAAUGUACGAUAUCUGACUUGAAUAGAUAUUGUUAUAUAACAAUAAAUGUUCAUGUUUUUACAUUCAUCUCAUCCUUACAUCUCUAUUUAUUUGAAAGCAGUAAAAUGUCACAGCUGUCGCCCAUAUUUGUGUUUUGUACAUGUUUUGUACACAUGUUGAUAAUAAACAUUAUUUUACUGA